UUUAUUUUCCCCGCCCUGCUGCCAGGUCCCGUGGCUCAGAAGUGGUCUCGGUGUUCCCUGGGGGGUUCCGAAGAGAGAAGAGAGGAGGACUAGCAACAGGCCUCAGUUCAGCCGGCCGAGAUGGUGCCUACAACACCCCAGGGAAUGGGGUCCGGGGGCUCCCCUGGAGAUCCAGAGAAGCGGAAGCUCAUCCAGCAGCAACUUGUUCUCCUCUUGCACGCCCACAAAUGUCAGCGGCGGGAGCAGGCCAACGGUGAAGUCCGACAGUGCAACCUUCCCCAUUGCCGCACGAUGAAGAAUGUCCUCAACCAUAUGAUCCACUGUCAGGCCGGCAGGUCCUGUCAGGUGGCACACUGUGCAUCUUCACGACAAAUCAUCUCGCACUGGAAGAAUUGUACAAGACCCGAUUGUCCUGUCUGCCUGCCCCUCAGAAAUAGAGGGGAUAGGAACAAUCAGCAGCCAUUAUUGAGUGGAGCUACGGAAGGACUUGGAAAUCCUGUCUCCGUAGGCGUGGACCAACAAGCCACCCUCAGCCUCAACACGACCAGUCAGAUUGAGGGAGCUUUUGCAGCCCUUGGCCUGUCCUGUUAAGCAACCAGAUGCAGGCCCAAGCUCAAGCGAAGAAUCAGCCCCUUAGGGGAUGUGCCCCCUGAAUACCAUGAGUAAGUUCGUGCGCUUUCACUCUCAUGACACCAUUUAUGAUCACUGUGUUUUCUCAUUUUCCACUUUAGAGGACCCAUCCAGGUAUAUUUCACCUUGAGAAAGACCCACAUUAUCUCAGUCCAUACCGAUUUUUCACCUAGAAAGAGGUUCGUGAUAAUAUUGUCAGCUUUCUUUUCUACCUGUUAGGCUCCAACUCUAUGUUAUUUGGUAUGUCCCCAUUCCAAGGCUAUAAUAUACUUGAAUUUUCUUUUUUCCCACCAAACACAUUUCCUUUGUGAACAAAGUCCUCAUUCAUUCUGUUGAAUUUAUAGAGCACUUACUGUGUGCAGAGCACUGUGCUAAGCACAUGGGAAAAUUCAGUGUAGUCACUGGCAGUUCCUUGAAAAAUGUUCUACGGUUUUAUAUGUUUAAUUUCCUCCCUUUAGCUCAUAAACUGUAAAGAAAGCAAGAGACUUUUUAAAGUAACUUUUUAUGUUGCUUUAUCAGAAGUCUCCAUGUAACUUCAAAUGGCUUUUGAGGCUAUGCAUUUCUUCUAUGAAGGUCUUAUGUAGCAUCCCCUCUGGUAUAAUGGUUUUAAAUCAUUUUCUUAAAUUUUAACUUCAUAUUGCAGAGUUGAAUUUCUUAAUUAGUACCACGUCCGACACUUCAGGGCCUUGUAUCUAAGCAGGCUCAUCUUGCCGGCCAGUGUUCUCUAACUUCCUAAUAGUAUUUUAUCCAAAAAAUUGGUUGUUGCAGAACUGAGUAGUCUAAUUAAGAGGCUUAUAGCUGUUGGUUGAUUUCUCAUUCGAGCACAUGGCAGUCUUCUAAACACAGUUGUAUUUAGGCGUCGGCCUCGCGCAAGAACAUUGUACUCGAGGAGAAAAGUAUAGGGUUAACCAGAGGAAUGUGGGGUUUAUUCAUUCAAUCAUAUAUAUUGAGCGCUUACUGUGUGCGGAGCACUUUCUAAGAGCUUGGAGACUACAAUAUAACUGUAAGCGAACACAUUCCCUGAUCACAACGAGCUUACAAUCUAGACCAGGAGGUAGACAUCAAUAUAAGUAAAUAAAUUACAGCUACGGAAAUAAGUGCUGUGAGGCUGGGAGGGGGAUGAAUGAGAAGAGCGAGUCAGGGUGACGCAGAAGGGAGUUGUGCCCGAAUGCUGACUACACAUCCUGGAGGCCCAACACACAGUUGACUUAACACUUUGAUUUAUACAAAGGCACUGAGCAGUCCUGCACACAGUUGAAUGGACCGAGGACAGGAAGAAAUUUUAUCUCUUGAUAAGGUAUACAGGGAGGUAGCAAGCUGAUAAGCCCUGGAGACCUAACUGCAGAUGUGCGCUUGAUAGCCAAAUGGUAUAUAAGACCUUGGAAAGAUCUGGGGAGUCUUUGGGUCCAGAAAUGCUCUAGCUGACGCCAGGCAACCCGGAACAGUGUGUGAGCAGAAGGUGCGCUUGAGAACCUGGGGCUCCCUCAAGCCAGAAGGACGUGGCUAUAGUGUUAUUCCUCCUUUAUACCUCUCUCUUUAUGACCUAGUCUCCUAAUUAUGUGUAUACCUAUUGACUGCAAUUAUCUUAACGAAUCCCUUUUGCAUUCUUGUAGCAGUAUUAUAAAGUCAAGUGCUUGCCUAACCGAA
Molecule: messenger RNA, 2277 nt
Organism: Ornithorhynchus anatinus (platypus)
Lineage: Eukaryota; Metazoa; Chordata; Mammalia; Monotremata; Ornithorhynchidae
Product: histone acetyltransferase p300-like
Exons: 4
Coding region: 121-591 (156 amino acids)
Biological process (GO): positive regulation of transcription by RNA polymerase II
Cellular component (GO): histone acetyltransferase complex; transcription regulator complex
Molecular function (GO): histone acetyltransferase activity; transcription coactivator activity; chromatin DNA binding
Source: RefSeq, a predicted model, not a curated record